CCAGUGCUCUGCUCGGAGGCUGGCUGAGCAGCUGAGUGCGUCAGCAGUACAUUCACGUUUCCACUGAAGGACAAAGGGGGGUGGGGGGGUGAGAACGAGCGUCUUAGCUGCCUGCAACACCGACACACAUCGGAAAGGGAUAAAGAAAAGAGGUAUUGAAGAAUAAACAAGAAGCCGAGACGUGGAUUAGAAUGACGCUCCUGCUGCUUCUUUUGACGGUGGGCUGCCUGUUUGAGUGCUUCUGUGCCUCCUUGUCUCCAUCCCUCUCUCUCUCUCUCUCUCUCUCUCGCUCACUUUCCUUCACGCGCUCUAUCUUUCCCUUGCUCUUGAUCUGUCAGUGGUUCUCUCUCGUUCUCUGUCAGUCUCUCGCUUCCCCCCCCUCUCUCUCUCUCUCCCUCUCUGUUCUGCUCCGGCUACUGCAGUAGUCCACCAGCCAGCCGCAAGUCUGACAGCCACACACAUGGCUAACUGCCACAACUUACUACCUCAGCCCAGAAGAUCAGCUAACAAAUAAGCAAGCAGAAGAACACCGCAGGAGACAGCCACCGAGCCGAGAGGAAGAAUCUCUGUUUAACGGAUAUGGAUACGGAGCACACUUCCACGGACAUCCUCCCCGGCAUUACCCUCUCUCUUUUCUCUCUUUGCAGAAGAAGACAAAAGUGCUCUCUCUGUCUCUUCCGACAGGCUUUCGUGAAGCUCCAUCAGCGCAGAGCAUCCCCUUUUUCCGACCCCCUCCCCCCCACCUACACCUCCACCCCCCCUUCCAGCACCACCAUCUCUCCCACCACCCACAAUCCCCCCCACCCCUCCCCUCAGGAAGAAUAGACGGAUUACUGCUAACUGUGCACACGGCAGCCUGCAACUGCUCUGACCAGGGCCAGCCCAACGUAGGAAGGAAGCAAGAGGAGCACGGAGGAGGAGAGGAGAGGGGAAUGACUGUGCCGGGAGUUCUUUAGUCUUUUUCUGUCUCUCAGUCUGUGUCACAACAAGGCUAAUCAGUGAUCGACUAGCCCUGGGCAAAGUCACACUGAGGGAGGUCUCACCGACAAACGGGACCGGCCGACAUGCCAGCACAUGUAUCUGGAUCUGACAGAACUGGGGAGUUUUUAUUUAUUUCUGUUGAUCACUUCUUCUCUCCUCCUCUGUCACGAUUAUGUGCACUAUGGAUCACUGCAGUUUAACCACAAUGGAGCUGCAUUUUGGAGCCUGCAGACUGGAGAGAGGACAGUCAGUGGGGGCAGAAGGGAUCUGUGCACCUGCCGAGCGUUCCUGGCCUUACCUUUCCCUGUGAGUGCUUUCCAUGCUGCUCUCAUUCUUUAAUAUCAGGAGCCAUUUUGUAACCUUGGUUAACAGAGGGACACUUCACUUUUUCACAAAGGGGAAAACAAGAAAAACAGUCGUGGCAUUUUGAUGGAAGGGAUUUAUCAAUGAAUACAAUCCAUGACAGCGGGUUAAAUGCAUGAAUAGAGGCUAAAACAAGCACUUUUUAAACUAAUGAGCAUCUCCCUGCACUGUCAAUGGAACUUGGGGGCCUUGAUUUGCUCCAGCCAGGCUAGGGUGGUCUGUCCUCUGGUGAGUGCCGUCUCCCCCUACCAUGCAGAAUAAUGAGCCCUCCACACCAUGAGUCCUCUGGGCCAGGUUAGUGUGCAGCCUACCUGGAACGCAGCCCUGCUUGCCAUACUCACCCUCAUAGUGUCUGCUCUCAGUAUGUGCCAGUCCACGGGUCCUAUGCUGGGCUCGGCCAACCCACAGAACUGUCCAGGUGUGUGCUCUUGCACUAACCAGCUCAGCAAGGUAGUGUGUACUCGCCGAGGUCUGAUUAGGGUUCCUCCAAGCAUCCCUGCCAACACGAGGUACCUAAACCUGAUGGAAAACAGCAUAGAGACCAUUCAAGCAGACACCUUCAGGCACCUGCAUCACCUGGAGGUACUGCAGCUGGGAAGAAAUGCAAUCAGGCAGAUUGAAGUUGGAGCCUUCAAUGGCCUCACCAGCCUCAAUACCCUGGAGCUGUUUGACAACAGACUGACGGUCAUACCUAGUGGAGCAUUUGAGUACCUGUCAAAAUUGAGAGAGUUAUGGCUUCGAAACAAUCCCAUUGAGAGCAUCCCGUCUUAUGCCUUUAACCGUGUCCCAUCCCUCAUGAGACUGGAUCUAGGGGAGCUAAGAAAGCUGGAAUACAUCUCUGAUGGGGCAUUUGAGGGCCUCCAAAACCUCAAGUACCUCAACUUGGGGAUGUGUAACCUGAGGGAAUUUCCCCAUCUUUCACCACUAGUUGGUUUGGAGGAGCUGGAAAUAUCAGAGAAUGUUUUCCCUGAGCUAAAACCUGGCGCCUUCCGUGGGCUCAAGUCCUUACGUAAACUGUGGAUUAUGAACUCUGCCAUCACAACCAUUGAGAGGAAUGCAUUCGAUGACAUCACAGCCUUGGUGGAGCUGAAUUUAGCCCAUAAUAAUCUAUCAUCUCUCCCACACAACCUCUUUAUCCCUCUCCAGUAUUUGGUGGAGCUACACCUGCACCACAAUCCUUGGCGGUGUGACUGUGAUGUGGUGUGGCUAUCCUGGUGGCUCAGAGAAAACAUUCCCACAAAUUCCACCUGCUGUGGACGCUGCCACACUCCAGUCCACAUGAGAGGACGGUACCUGGUGGAAGUGGAUCAGACAACCUUCCAGUGUUCAGCACCAUUCAUUCUUGAUGCUCCUCGAGAUUUGAACAUUUCAGCAGAGAGGGUGGCAGAACUAAAGUGUCGCACAGCCGCCAUGAGCUCAGUUCGAUGGCUUUUGCCUAAUGGGACUGUAUUGACCCAUGGCUCAGUUCACCCACGGAUAUCUGUCCUUAAUGAUGGAACACUGAACUUCUCUCAUGUUCUUCUGUCAGACACAGGGGUCUACACAUGCAUGGUGAGCAACAUGGCAGGAAACUCAAAUGCGUCGGCCUACCUAAAUGUUAGCAAUGCCGAACUCAACACUUCAAAUCUGUCCUAUUUUACAACUGUUACAGUUGAGGUCUUGGAGCCCACAGUAGAGGAGACCCCUAAACCCAAACCUACUCUCCCUGCCUCACCCUCAGUCUUUCAGCCCGUCUUCAUCUCUACACCUACUGUACUGUUCCAAAACACACAGACUCCAAGGCAGGUGUCAAUCCCCACUGCCAGAAUCCCAAGUGGGCCAGCUGCCAGCCUAGAUGAAGUGAUGAAGACCACUAAAAUCAUUAUAGGAUGUUUCGUUGCUGUCACCUUGUUGGCAGCUGCCAUGCUGAUAGCAUUCUACAAGCUACGUAAGCGCCAUCAACAAAGAAGUACAGUGGCAGCUGCUAGGACCACAGAAAUCAUACAGGUCGAGGAGGACGUUCCUCCAGUUAAACCUUCCACCUCUGGAUCUAGUGGUUCUGAUGACACGGGAUUGGUACUGCCUACAUUAGUGGAACACAACAGCAACACCUUUAAGCCUGGGUACGUGACCUCCACCUCGUCAUCUCGCCAAGGGGGAUAUGGAGCUCACUGGACUCACAACAACUCUCUACAUCGCUCAAUCAGACAGCAUCACAGCCACAUCAGCACCAUCACUGAGCCCUACAUCAUUAAGACUACUCAUACCAAGGAGAAGGUUCAAGAGACCCAAAUUUGAGUAACACUGACUAUGGAUCUAUCUGAGACUCUGCCCCAACCUCUCCUCUCCAACUGUCUGCUCACUACUUCAUGCAAUAGAAUGCACAAAGAACAAAACAGUAACUUUCUUUUGUACAGAAGUGCAAAACAGAGACUUUUGGGUUUGUUUGUUUUUUGGUUCUUGUACAUGCCUAUACAUAAGUAUAUAAAUAUGAAAAAAAUAAAUAUAUAUAACAAAACUACCAUCAGGCAGUGGUGAGAUAUGCAGAUUAUAUUAGAAAAGAAAGUAAUUGAAACUAUUUUCUAAUAACUGGUGACUUUUAUUUUAGAAAAGACAAAGUUAAUGAAUUGCUUUCGUGGUUAACAGUAGAAGGCGGUGCUGUGUGUGAUAGAGAAGGAGGAAUUUACUUUUGUUUUCCAUCGUAUUUAGGAUGCACUAAAACAUGCAGUGUUUUUCUUUUUUAAAUACAUCCCCAGAUUUAAAGGCCCAGUUUUUAUUGUACCAAAUAUUAUAUGCAAUAAAACAGCAUUUCCACAACACAGAGCGUGCACAUACACAAAACACAAUCAGUUUCUAGAUAGUAACAUUUAUUUAAAGAUGGCAGUGUAAUGGCACAGUUAGAAUGUGCUGUUCAGUAGCUAUCAGCCAAAUGCUUUAGGACUGCAGUGAAUUUCUGCAGCUAAGGUUUAACUCUCUGGUUGCUGGAGCUAAGCUGCAUUCGUGUGACAGUGCCGACUUGUGCGUCUUCGUUGUAGCAUAUCUUAACAUUUUUAUUUGCUGCGACCAUGGUAACCCUUGUUCAUCUGACAAAGAAUGAGUGCAGGCCAAUAACAGCUUUUACAAAUCCUUUGUUCAGUUAGAGUUUGCGUUUUGUAUUUCUUUUUACCCUUAGGUUUUUGACUUGCUUCUUAAUGGCUUGUGUAGUGUUUAGGACUAAUUUAGUAAUGCAUUACAGCAGCUGCCUGACUUGUCUCUGCAAGGGCUCAUUCCACCGCAAAUUUUUUUCAAAGGAACAGACGUGGUGCAGUAAUACGGGGCUUUUCCAGCCGUUCAGCUUUGAAAAAAAAGAGAGGAUGAUGUGUCACAAAAUGAAUGUCUGAUACUGGAGCUUUUCCAUUGCCUACAUUGAACAAGACAUUGUUUUUCUUUGACAUGUUAUUUUGACCAACACUAUUUUUAUGGAGGGACAAAAGGAGGUCAUGAAAAAUAAAUAAAAAAAA
Molecule: messenger RNA, 4823 nt
Organism: Thalassophryne amazonica
Lineage: Eukaryota; Metazoa; Chordata; Actinopteri; Batrachoidiformes; Batrachoididae
Gene: lrrc4.2
Product: leucine rich repeat containing 4.2
Exons: 2
Coding region: 1621-3621 (666 amino acids)
Biological process (GO): modulation of chemical synaptic transmission; excitatory synapse assembly; synaptic membrane adhesion
Cellular component (GO): glutamatergic synapse; postsynaptic density membrane; plasma membrane
Molecular function (GO): protein binding
Source: RefSeq, a predicted model, not a curated record